This is a messenger RNA of Aspergillus oryzae RIB40, 360 nucleotides long. RefSeq lists its product as uncharacterized. The transcript has 2 exons. NCBI's taxonomy places the organism in Eukaryota, Fungi, Ascomycota, Eurotiomycetes, Eurotiales, Aspergillaceae. The record is from RefSeq and is a predicted model, not a curated record. The coding region runs from base 1 to 360 and encodes 119 amino acids.
AUGAAGAGAAAAGUCCAUGACCAUUACUUUUCAAUUGCUAACGGUGAAUAUAUGCAGCGUGGGAAAGUUACACCCGAAGCUCCUGGAAGCACCAAGUGGUCUGCUCAAGAUGAUAUAACCCUUCAGGACCUUAGAAACUGCAAUAUCCCAUGGAAGUAUAUAUCUGCUGCGAUGAACAAUAAGCCCAUCGAAGAGCUCAAAGAGCGAUGGCUGAAUCUCCGAGAUGGCAUCACGCAAGAGAUCGUUGCAAAACCGAGGAGAGAGACCAAUCAGAUGCAUUUCGUCUGUGAACUGCCAGGGAAAGUUGGGCGGAAUGUGUCUUUCUCAGAUCCAUUGGCUACGAAUGACAAUGUAGGUUAG